AUGCUCCCAGCCGUGCAGAUUGACGGGAGUGAUGGGAUGUGUCAACUAGAUAAAUCAUCCCUGGAUGAUGUAAUUGAACGAAAGGACUCAUCUGCUGUGUUCACACCGGAGCGAGACAAAGGCGACGAAGCGGACGAGUGGGGAGACGGCAUUACAAGCAUGGGCGUGGGCAAGAACACUACCACCAAACCUAUGGACAGCGGUAGCGAGGGAGGCAAAUAUGAAGAGGAGAACAAACAUGGAGCAGACUUCUACCCCAUUCCGGUGGUGGUGAAUGGAGUGGGAGGAGCCAAUGGGGACCAGGAUACAGAGAACACUGAGUUGAUGGCCAUCUACACAAAGGAUGUCCAAGGAGCGGAAAAGAGCUCAAUUUCAGAGACUUUGGACAGCUCAGACAGCACUGAUCCAAGGAGGAUGGACAUGAUCUAUAUCAUAGAAGACACGCCGCCUUGGUACCUUUGUGUGUUUUUGGGCCUACAGCACUAUUUGACAUGUUUCAGUGGAACCAUAGCGGUGCCAUUCCUCCUUGCUGAAGCAAUGUGUGUUGGCUUCGACCAGUGGGCUACGAGCCAGCUCAUAGGGACCAUCUUCUUUUGUGUUGGGAUUACAACCCUCUUACAAACUACGCUGGGCUGCCGGUUGCCGUUGUUCCAGGCCAGCGCGUUUGCCUUCCUUGCCCCAGCCAGAGCCAUUCUGUCACUGGACAAGUGGAAGUGCAACAACACAGAUAUACUAGAGACAAACAGCACCGAAAUUCUUCACACAGAACACAUCUGGCAUCCUAGGAUACGAGAAAUCCAAGGGGCAAUAAUCGUGUCAUCACUGGUGGAGGUGUGUAUCGGAGCGCUGGGUCUACCUGGGCUCCUCUUAAAGUAUAUUGGACCUCUGACCAUCACCCCCACUGUUGCCCUCAUCGGCCUGUCCGGUUUCCAGGCGGCAGGGGAGAGGGCGGGAAAACACUGGGGCAUUGCUAUGCUCACUAUUUUCCUGGUGCUACUCUUUUCCCAGUAUGCCCGAAAUGUGCACUUCCCGUUGCCGGUCUACAAAGCUAAGAAAGGCUGGACAUCCUACAGGCUGCAGGUGUUCAAAAUGUUCCCAAUCAUCAUGGCCAUCCUUGUGUCAUGGUUCCUAUGCUUCAUCUUCACGGUGACUGAUGUUUUUCCGCCCGAAAAGGGCAAAUAUGGCUUUUACGCCCGCACGGAUGCCCGCCAAGGAAUCUUAUCGGCUGCACCCUGGUUCAAGAUUCCUUAUCCAUUCCAGUGGGGUGUUCCAAGUGUAACGGCUGCAGGCGUGAUCGGCAUGAUGAGCGCCGUUGUAGCCAGCAUCAUUGAGUCUAUCGGCGAUUAUUACGCCUGCGCUCGUCUGUCGUGCGCACCUCCUCCUCCCAUCCACGCCAUCAAUAGGGGCAUAUUUGUCGAGGGCAUCUCCUGUGUGCUGGAUGGUCUUUUUGGCACAGGAAAUGGUUCCACCUCCUCCAGUCCAAACAUUGGCGUUCUGGGAAUAACAAAGGUUGGCAGUAGGCGUGUGAUCCAGUACGGAGCCGCUAUGAUGCUGCUGCUGGGCCUCGUGGGUAAAUUUAGUGCCCUCUUCGCUUCCCUGCCAGACCCUGUGUUGGGGGCUCUCUUCUGCACCUUGUUUGGCAUGAUCACCGCGGUGGGGCUGUCCAACCUACAGUUCGUCGACCUCAACUCUUCCAGGAACCUCUUUGUUCUAGGUUUCUCCAUCUUCUUUGGCCUGAUGCUGCCCAGCUACCUCAAAAAGAACCCGUUAGUUACAGGCAUUGUUGAGAUUGACCAAGUGUUAAACGUGCUCCUCACCACUGCCAUGUUUGUGGGAGGUUCAGUUGCAUUUAUUUUGGACAACACUAUUCCAGGUUCUCCUGAGGAGCGAGGCAUCAGGAAGCUAAAGCGUGGCACGGGUCCCAGUGCCGCUGAGCUGGAGGGGAUGCGAUCCUAUGACCUUCCCUUCGGAAUGGAUUUCAUUCGCAGACACUCUGUCUUUAAGUACCUCCCUAUCAGCCCCACCUUUGCUGGGUACCAGUGGGGGGCGCUGCGGGAAACCUGCAGAAGCAGGGCCGGCGAACACAAGGAUGCAACGGCAGGGGUGAUUGCCAUCACCGAUCGGCCAGCCCCUGGGGGCGAUCCCCUGCUGCGGCCCCAGCAGGCAGUCCCGCCAGACCCAGGGCAAUGUCAGCGGCCGUCUGGCGGGAGUGCUCGUCAUCGGGGACACAACAGGGGAAUGAACGCUGAAAAUGGGGCAUUCUCAGUGGACAAACCGACCGACAUCGGGUAG
Nerophis lumbriciformis (worm pipefish) is the source of this 2292-nucleotide messenger RNA. NCBI's taxonomy places the organism in Eukaryota, Metazoa, Chordata, Actinopteri, Syngnathiformes, Syngnathidae. The record is from RefSeq and is a predicted model, not a curated record.